CGGGGUUUUGUGCGUUUCCUCCAUCGUGGCGCGUCCCCGGGUGGCGGAUAGGGGAACGCCUCCCAGAUAUGGGUGGCAGGGGCCAAAUGAAAUAACUCUCGCGGACCAAAAAACGCACGCACACAUGAAAAUCCCAAAGCGUCUGACCCGAGACGGGCGGCUUCUGGGUCGGCGUCUGACCCCAGAGGGGCGGCCGUACAUACCACCUGGCCGUAGGUCUAAAAGGCAAUGGAAGGUCACCAUCUAGCCACACAUGAAACAUGGAGAGUAACAAAAAUAAUCCCCAGGAGGGUCCGACAACGUCGGGAAUCCCUCUCUGCGCAAGCAGGCUACCCUACGGAUCUGGGGAGGGCAGUACCUCUAGUUUUUCAACACCCCUGGCAGGUAACCAGGCUGGGGCGCAAGAUAACCCGACCAAAAGUGCGUCGCUAAGCGGGUCGGUGUCCUUCGGCAGAAAUACCGCGGACAGAAAGGUCGAGACAGGCGUAGACGAGAAGACAACCUCGGUAAGUAUAACAAUCCCAGCAGGAAAACAGACCGAAAAGGAGAACACUAACAAAAUAAAGCUGCCAAUGCACCCAUUGUUGGAGGCGAGCAUGAGGCCUACAACCAACAUUGUGGACCUAACUUUCGAUGAAGAAACGAAAACUGCGGCCAGGAGUUUCAAGGAGAAAUUCCGAUCAAUUAAUAGAAGCGUCUCCUUGACGGAACUGGGGAAGGCGAGCCCGUUCAGAGAAAAGAGUCCGGGAAGAAAGGCGUCGGGAUGGAAUGUCACCCUAACAAGGGAGAGCCCAAUCGAAAGCACACCCAAAACAUCAAAAAAAGGAAAAAACAAGAACAGCGUGGAAAAAACAAAAACAGAAGAAGGAAACGAAGUAGAUAGACAGUUGACAAAAAAAGGAAGGUAGACGAAAAGAGCCCGCCACUAAUAGAGCGGUUAAAGGAGAUGGGACUAAGCCCAAAGCUCACGGAACUGGCACAAAGAGUGAAGGAAUUGUCAAAUUUUGCUUCGGAGAAUAAAAACGUCCACAGAGACAUAAAGGACAUGGCCAAAGAAAUCAAAUCGAUACUAGGCUGCGUAGUACAAGAGCAUAAGGUUGACAAAAUCCUGGAGAAGGAAAAAGAGGAGGGCUACCUGAACGAAAUCAGAAAGCUCAAAAAAAAACUCAACCUGGACAGCAAGAGCACUCAAACAGAAGGGCCGGUAGACACUAGCUACCAGGAAAUAAAAUUAAAAAAGGAUAUGAACUACCAAGAGGUAAGAGAAGUGGCAAAUAAAACAUGGAAGGGGGAAACAUACCAAAACAUAAGCACAGAAGAAGGAUACCCCUUCAGAAAGAUCAUGAAAGAGGAUACGGCGUGGAUCCUAGACCCAAAUGCAGAACAAAAUAAAGAACACCUCAAAAACAUUCUGAAUAAGCAUAAAGGAAUAGACGACAUUCUGGAAAAGGGAAAAAUUAAAGAAAACUGGGUAAGAAUCGUAGAGACGAACAGAUUAUACGUUGGCGGAGAGUUGGAGAAAAAGAACAAAAUAGAGACUUCCACAUACAUACUGGGGAUGAACAAGGAAGAAGAAGACGAGAAAGCCUUUGCGAGAAUGUAAAACUUCGUUUCCAGCCUCGUGGAAAGGAGCCAAAAGCAUAUAAACAUAGCAUAUAUCGGGGAGGACAGGCCAGUUAAAAAAUGGCUGGAAUGCAUGCUAACAGGCGGAAGUCUCAAAACGACAUGGUGCCAAAAUAAAAGGGACCAAAGGGACCGCUCUGAUGAAUAUAAGGAAGCCGGAAGGGGCAGAAGGGAGACAAUUAACGUACAAGCGGAAAAAAAUACAACAUAUGCAGACAUCAUGGGGAAAAUAAAAAACACCAUGAAUCCGGAGGAAAUGGGCAUAACAGUGGAGUCUGUCCAGAAAACCGGAAACGGCAAUAAUAUUAGAC
Molecule: messenger RNA, 1934 nt
Organism: Brassicogethes aeneus
Lineage: Eukaryota; Metazoa; Arthropoda; Insecta; Coleoptera; Nitidulidae
Source: the annotation of a GenBank genome assembly